AUGCGUCCAUACCCGAGCGUCCUUAUUAUUCUCCUCUGCAUUGCGGGGGCUACUGUCGCGACAACAUCGGCACUAUCCGCGGAAGCUGCGACGGCAACGACUCGGCCCAGCGAAGAACGCCCGCCCGCGGCGCAACCUACGCCCGAGUUAGUGCAGUCACUGAAAAGCGUAGUGGACGACUUCCUGGGUAACCCGCGUAGCCCUCUGGCAAGGAGGCUGAUCGGUGCGAAAGUCUCCUCCGGCUGCAGCGUGGGCCUCAUGAAGCUGCUGCGGGCUCUCAGGAACAUGGAGCCCUGGGCGUACAGGCUGUUAGAUGCCUCAGGAAAGUAUCCCACUGGGCUAUUCCAAGGCACUCUUUCAGACGUGGGAGCUUUCGACGAGUGCAUCGAGACGGUAGUGCGGGAUUUCUAUGGUAGAGAAACAGCACGAGCCCACUACUGCAACGUGUACCUGGAUAGCAACGUCACUGAUGUGCUCCGGUACCUGACUCCUGCCAUCACAAUGUCCCACCCUAGGGCCAUCGAUUUUGCCUUAGAAAGUGGAAACAACAAGUUCGUCGAAGGCGUACGCAUUGGAUUUUGCUUCAUUAGCGACUGCACUGAAACCGAUAUUCAAAGCCUUCUGGAUGCACUGGUGCAAGGAACGAUAAAUCUCGCCGUGACGGACUGUGUAACCAACCUCAAGCCUCCGAUGACCAAGACGCAAAGUUCGAUCGUGGCCGCCCUAGGAGUCCUUGCAGUGGGCAUCUGCCUGAGCACCGCCGUUGACCUUUAUCUGAGACGCACCAAUGCGAACCAGAAUCUUAUUACCAAACUUUUGACAGCAUUCUCUCUGCGAGCAAGCUUACAUACUCUGCUCACUGGGGUAAAGGACCAAGAAAGUGAUGCCUACAUGUACAGAUUCUUUCAUGGUCUGCGAUGUUUCAGCAUGUUUAUGAUAGUCUUCGGUCAUUCGUACAACAUAUUCGAUUUCAUCAAUACCUCCCGCAUGGUGAAUGCUCUGCAUUAUGCCGACAACGUCAGUUUUUCUCUUGUUAUGACUGGGUACUUGAGCGUAGACGUUUUCUUCUUUCUGAGUGGCUUUCUUCUCGCUUACAAUAUUGAACCAAAGCGUGACAACAGACUACUGACAGGACUCAUUGCCAUCGUACGGCGUCAUAUCAGGACAACAGCCCCUGUUCUUUUUGCCAUGGUGUGUUGCUUAUUGGUGCCACAAGUCGCAUCCGGCCCUAAUCUGAAGCCACUCAUGGAAAAGUUUUACUAUGAAUUUCGUAAUCAAUGGUGCCAUAUUUUGCUACAAAUACGGAACCUAUACAGCGAAACUGAAAUUGGAAUGUUCGGCCACCUGUGGUUCAUUUCAGCAGACUUCCAGUUAUUUCUUUUGGCUUUGCCUACUAUCCUCAUACUUAAAAAAUACUACUGGGCCUUAAUCGCUGCUUUUUUCAGCUUCAGUCUGCUGUGUUGCUCAGUGACAGCAUGGCAAGUGUACAAUACACCUUGCCCUCCUUUUAUGACUCCGAUUGUGGCAGACAUCAGCAUCGUCCUUGACACAUUGAACUACGUGUACGUUUUGCCCUUUUAUCAUGGGAUGUGCUACUUCUCAGGAUGUGUGACGUACUUGUUGCUGAAGAAAUAUGGGCAAGUGAAGAUAUCACAGACGAAGCAGGUUGGAAUGUGGUGCCUGACGCUUACCUGUGCCCUCGCAACUUUGUUCCUAAAAUAUGACUGGAACCGUGGACAUGGUCCCCGCGGGGAAUGGAUAAAAGUUCCGCUAGCGUUCAUCGACAGGUUGAUGUGGUCGUUUUGCAUCGGCUGGACAGUAUUCGCUUGCUCAACGAGAAGAGGAGGUCUCCUCUGGAGUUUCCUCUCUCGGAGAGUAUUCGUUCCACUGAGUCGCCUAUGCUUUGGAAUAUAUAUCGUUCAUGUACCGCUGUUUUUUAUCAAGUCAAACAUAGCCCGAGAGCGGAUAUUCUAUUCGCACUUUACCUUGGUGCUGCAAACAUUUGCUGUGUUUGUGGCAUCGUCGCUUCUAAGCCUGGCGAUGUAUCUUGCCUGCGAAGCACCAGUGGGCCGUCUCGAGAAGAUGUUUUUGAUGUCAAAUCGCACCGAAGAAAAAGCUCACCACAUUUGUGCAGGAAAACAAAUCAACGUUAUGCGAAAACUUCCCUGCACAAUAAAGGACACGGAGAGCGGGCACACGAAGGAACUAAAACAGAACAUUAAACAAUACUCGAGUCAUUUGUAA
This is a messenger RNA of Dermacentor albipictus, 2244 nucleotides long. RefSeq names its product nose resistant to fluoxetine protein 6-like. Gene Ontology annotation, molecular function: acyltransferase activity, transferring groups other than amino-acyl groups. The record is from RefSeq and is a predicted model, not a curated record. Lineage: Eukaryota; Metazoa; Arthropoda; Arachnida; Ixodida; Ixodidae.